Aureobasidium vineae is the source of this 302-nucleotide messenger RNA. The record is from the annotation of a GenBank genome assembly. Lineage: Eukaryota; Fungi; Ascomycota; Dothideomycetes; Dothideales; Saccotheciaceae.
CCUGCGAGCUCGUCCAAAAACACACAACGGUCGCCAUGUCUCUCACCGCCGAGCAACAGGACAACUUCGAGGACAUCGAGAAGCAAUUCGCCGUCAAGGGUGCGCAGCGUCCUGUCGUGGCUCCAAGCAUGCCAUCGCUGACUGUCUUCGACANNGCUGUCCAGCACAUGACCACCUACUGGUCCAUUCUUGAAAAGGUGCCCGGUUCUAAGCUCCGCCUGACCAAGAUCGACGACGAAAUCUACGAGCACUUCAAGAAAGACUGUGCGUAUGCAGUUCUAUGCACUCGAAAUCCUGAGGUA